GGAGACGCAGGCGGCGAAACGCGAGAGGAGCCGAGCGCCCUCCGCCCAAGGCGCCCUCCCUCGGUCCGCGCACAGGCGCCGUCGCUUGGCGGAGCAAGGUGCCUCCCAGCCCGCAAGGGCAGCGCACCACCCGCAGGCUCUUUGGUGGCUUUGCCCCGGGACUGCACCUGGAGGCGGCCCCGGACGGGGAUGGUCGGCGGCUGCCGCUGUCUGGCACACAGCGGGACGCGGUGAGGGCACCAUGGUGCUGACGCCCGGGUGGGGAUCCUCGGCGGGGCUGGCCCGGCCCGAGCUCUGGCUGCUGCUGUGGGCAGCCGCGUGGCGCCUGGGUGCCACGGCGUGCCCCGCCCUCUGCACCUGCACGGGCACCACGGUGGACUGCCACGGCACCGGGCUGCAGGCCGUCCCCAAGAACAUCCCGCGGAACACCGAGCGCCUGGAGCUCAACGGCAACAACAUCACCCGGAUCCAUAAGAAUGACUUUGCAGGGCUGAAGCAGCUGCGAGUGCUGCAGCUGAUGGAGAAUCAGAUUGGAGCGGUGGAGCGGGGGGCCUUCGACGACAUGAAGGAGCUGGAGCGGCUGCGACUGAACCGGAACCAGCUGCACAUGUUACCAGAACUGCUGUUCCAGAAUAACCAGGCUCUGUCGAGACUGGACUUGAGUGAGAAUUCCAUCCAGGCCGUCCCCAGGAAGGCUUUCCGCGGAGCUACAGACCUCAAAAACUUACAGCUGGACAAGAACCAGAUCAGCUGCAUCGAGGAAGGGGCCUUCCGGGCUCUGCGGGGGCUGGAGGUGCUGACCCUGAACAACAACAACAUCAGCACCAUUCCCGUGUCCAGCUUCAACCACAUGCCCAAGCUCCGGACCUUCCGCUUGCACUCCAACCACCUGUUCUGUGACUGCCACCUGGCCUGGCUCUCGCAGUGGCUGAGGCAGCGGCCAACCAUCGGGCUCUUCACCCAGUGCUCGGGCCCCGCCAGCCUGCGUGGCCUUAAUGUGGCUGAGGUCCAGAAGAGCGAGUUCAGCUGCUCAGGCCAGGGGGAGGCAGGGCGCGUGCCCACCUGCACCCUCUCCUCUGGCUCCUGCCCGGCCAUGUGCACCUGCAGCAACGGCAUCGUGGACUGUCGCGGCAAAGGCCUCACUGCCAUCCCCGCCAACCUGCCCGAGACCAUGACGGAGAUCCGCCUGGAGCUCAAUGGCAUCAAGUCCAUCCCCCCAGGAGCCUUCUCUCCCUACCGGAAGCUGCGCAGGAUAGACCUAAGCAACAACCAGAUCGCGGAGAUCGCACCCGACGCCUUCCAGGGCCUGCGCUCCCUGAACUCGCUCGUGCUGUAUGGGAACAAGAUCACAGACCUCCCCCGAGGUGUGUUUGGAGGCCUGUACACCCUACAGCUCCUCCUCCUGAAUGCCAACAAGAUCAACUGCAUCCGGCCUGAUGCCUUCCAGGACCUGCAGAACCUCUCGCUGCUCUCCCUGUACGACAACAAGAUCCAGAGUCUCGCCAAGGGCACCUUCACCUCCCUGCGGGCCAUCCAGACACUGCACCUGGCCCAGAACCCAUUCAUCUGCGACUGUAACCUCAAGUGGCUGGCCGACUUCCUGCGUACCAACCCCAUCGAGACGAGCGGCGCCCGCUGCGCCAGCCCCCGGCGCCUCGCCAACAAGCGCAUCGGGCAGAUCAAGAGCAAGAAGUUCCGGUGCUCAGCCAAGGAGCAGUACUUCAUUCCAGGCACGGAGGAUUACCAGCUGAACAGCGAGUGCAACAGCGAUGUCGUCUGUCCCCACAAGUGCCGCUGCGAGGCCAGCGUGGUGGAGUGCUCCAGCCUGAAGCUCACCAAGAUCCCUGAGCGCAUCCCCCAGUCCACGGCCGAGCUACGAUUGAACAACAAUGAGAUUUCCAUCCUAGAGGCCACGGGCAUGUUUAAAAAACUUACACACCUGAAGAAAAUCAACCUGAGCAACAACAAGGUGUCGGAAAUUGAAGACGGGGCCUUCGAGGGUGCGGCAUCUGUGAGCGAGCUGCACCUCACGGCGAACCAGCUGGAGUCCAUCCGCAGCGGCAUGUUCCGGGGGCUGGACGGCUUGAGGACCCUGAUGCUGCGGAACAACCGCAUCAGCUGUGUCCACAACGACAGCUUCACGGGCCUGCGCCACGUCCGGCUGCUCUCGCUCUACGACAACCAGAUCACCACGGUCUCCCCGGGGGCCUUCGACACCCUGCAGUCCCUCUCCACGCUGAACCUCCUGGCCAACCCUUUCAACUGCGACUGCCGGCUGGCCUGGCUGGGUGACUGGCUGCGGAGGCGCAAGGUCGUGACCGGGAACCCGCGCUGCCAGAGCCCCGACUUCCUGCGGCAGAUCCCCCUGCAGGACGUGGCCUUCCCUGACUUCAGGUGUGAGGAAGGCCAGGAGGAGGGGAGCUGCCUGCCCCGCCCGCAGUGUCCCCAGGAGUGCUCCUGCCUGGACACCGUGGUCCGAUGCAGCAACAAGCACCUCCGGGCCCUGCCCAGGGGCAUCCCCAAGAAUGUCACGGAGCUCUACCUGGACGGGAACCAGUUCACACUGGUUCCAGGACAGCUCUCCACCUUCAAGUACCUGCAGCUCGUGGACCUGAGUAACAACAAGAUCAGUUCCUUAAGCAAUUCCUCCUUCACCAACAUGAGCCAGCUGACCACCCUGAUCCUCAGCUACAACGCCCUGCAGUGCAUCCCGCCGCUGGCCUUCCAGGGGCUGCGCUCCCUGCGCCUGCUGUCCCUCCAUGGCAAUGACAUCUCCACCCUCCGAGAGGGCAUCUUUGCAGACGUGACCUCCCUGUCUCACCUGGCCAUUGGUGCCAACCCCCUGUACUGUGACUGCCACCUCCGCUGGCUGUCCGGCUGGGUGAAGACCGGCUACAAGGAGCCAGGCAUUGCCCGCUGCGCAGGGCCCCUGGACAUGGAGGGCAAGCUGCUCCUCACCACCCCUGCCAAGAAGUUUGAAUGCCAAGGCCCCCCCACUCUGGCAGUCCAGGCCAAGUGUGAUCCCUGCGUGUCCAGCCCGUGCCAGAACCAGGGCACCUGCCACAAUGACCCCCUCGAGGCGUACAGGUGUGCCUGCCCCAGCGGCUACAAGGGCCGAGACUGCGAGGUGUCCCUGGACAGCUGUUCCAGUGGUCCGUGUGGGAACGGCGGGACGUGCCAUGCACAGGAGGGCGAGGAUGCCGGCUUCACGUGCUCCUGUCCCACCGGCUUUGAAGGACCGACCUGUGGGGUGAACACGGACGACUGUGUGGAGCACGCCUGUGCCAAUGGGGGCGUCUGUGUGGACGGCGUGGGCAACUACACCUGCCAGUGCCCCCUGCAGUAUGCAGGAAGGGCCUGUGAGCAGCUGGUGGACUUGUGCUCUGUGGACCUGAACCCAUGUCAGCACGAGGCCCGGUGUGUGGCCACCCCGGACGGGCCCAGGUGUGAGUGUGCGCCAGGUUACGCAGGUGACAACUGCAGUGAGAAUCAGGAUGACUGCAGGGACCACCGCUGUCAGAAUGGAGCCCAGUGUGUGGAUGAAAUCAACAGCUACUCCUGCCUCUGUGCCGAGGGCUACAGUGGACAGCUCUGUGAGAUCCCUCCCCACCCGCCUGCCUCCAGGAGCCCCUGUGAGGGGACUGAGUGCCAGAACGGGGCCGACUGUGUGGACCAGGGCAGCCGGCCCGUGUGCCAGUGCCUUCCAGGCUUCGGCGGCCCCGAGUGUGAGAAGUUGCUCAGUGUCAACUUUGUGGAUCGGGACACUUACUUGCAGUUCACCGACCUGCAGAACUGGCCUCGGGCCAACAUCACACUGCAGGUCUCCACGGCAGAGGACAAUGGGAUCUUGCUAUACAACGGGGACAACGAUCACAUUGCAGUUGAGCUGUACCAAGGCCAUGUGCGGGUCAGCUACGACCCAGGAAGCUACCCCAGCUCUGCCAUCUACAGUGCUGAGACAAUCAACGAUGGGCAGUUCCACACUGUCGAGCUGGUGGCCUUUGACCAGAUGGUGAACCUCUCCAUUGAUGGUGGCAGUCCCAUGACCAUGGACAACUUCGGCAAACACUACACGCUCAACAGCGAGGCCCCUCUCUACGUGGGAGGGAUGCCCGUGGACGUGAACUCGGCCGCCUUCCGCCUGUGGCAGAUCCUCAACGGCACCAGCUUCCACGGUUGCAUCCGAAAUCUGUACAUCAACAACGAGCUGCAGGACUUCACCAAGACACAGAUGAAGCCGGGCGUGGUGCCCGGCUGUGAACCCUGCCGCAAGCUCUACUGCCUGCACGGCAUCUGCCAGCCCAAUGCCACCCCGGGGCCCAUGUGCCACUGCGAGGCCGGCUGGGGGGGCCUGCACUGCGACCAGCCAGCCGAUGGCCCCUGCCACGCCCACAAGUGCGUCCACGGGAAAUGCGUGCCCCUCGAUGCGCUCUCCUACAGCUGCCAGUGCCAGGAUGGGUACUCGGGGGCCCUGUGCAACCAGGCCGGGCCACCAGCAGAGCCCUGCGGGGGCCUGCAGUGCCUGCACGGCCACUGCCAGGCCUCGGCCACCAUGGGGGCACACUGUGUGUGUGACCCUGGCUUUUCAGGCGAGCUGUGUGAGCAAGAGUCCGAGUGCCGGGGGGACCCUGUCCGGGACUUUCACCAGGUCCAGAGGGGCUAUGCCAUCUGCCAGACCACGCGCCCGCUGUCGUGGGUGGAGUGCCGGGGCUCGUGCCCGGGCCAGGGCUGCUGCCAGGGCCUUCGGCUGAAGCGGAGGAAGUUCACCUUUGAGUGCAGCGACGGGACCUCCUUUGCCGAGGACGUGGAGAAGCCCACCAAGUGUGGCUGUGCCCUCUGCGCGUAGCCGCGUGUGGACCGGGUGGGGCGAGGGCGGGCGAGGGGGGCUGGACCAGCGGCGGCAGCGGAGACGGUGGCGGCAGCUGGGCUGGGGGUGCAGGCCAUCGCCAGGACGGCUCCUGGCAGCUGGGCCCUCUAGGGCGGGUGGUGCCAGAGAGGCCUUUGGAAAGCAAAUCGCGCCGCAGCUGGGGACAGAGGGUGGGCGAGGCCCGAGCUGCGGGCUGCCCUCUCCGGAAGUGCCUUUCACAGAGAGGCGCUUAAUAAAUAUUUGUUGAAUGAAUGUGUGUGUGAGGUCAGGCCAAGAAGUUCAGAGUGGUGACACCCCUCUUUGCUACCUGGGUCUGAAGAAGGGGACCGACCCCUCCCCUAACCAGCCCUUCCCUCUGGCCUGUGGCUCAGGCUGGCCUGGAGCUGGGUCCCCAGCCCCUGAAGCCCCUUCCCUGUCUACAGAUAACUUGGAAGUACUCUUACCCCCGGGGCAGCCAGCCUGGCUCAUUCCACUGCCAUUGCAUCUGUGGGCGGCAGGCCAGGCUGUGAGGGGAAGGGCCUCCUCCUGCUGGCCAGGAAGGGACUGUCCCCUGCCCCCUGGGCUGACUGGCAGUACUGCAGCAACCAGCUGGGAAGGAGGCUAGGGGUGGAGGUGGCUCUUAGGACCAGGCCUCGGCAUCCUAAAGUUACAGGAUGGGCGCUGUAGCUGCAAGGAGGGGCUUACGUGCAGGGAACAGCCACGGGGGCUGCUUGGGCACAGACCCCCAGCAGGGCAGGGGCUCUUGGCUCCAGCUGAAUAAACAUCACCAGCCUCCAGACACUAGCCACAGAGGGCCAUUGGGCCUGGGCUUCCCAGCCACCAGCAAGCCACAAGCUGUCAGUGAGCCACUGGCAGAGGGACAGGGUGUGGGGGCUUGGGUUAGGCUACUUGAUGGGUCCAGAGCCCUUUGCAGGCCUGUGGGGAGCUGUGGGAGGGACGGUGGGCCAGGAGUUAGGACGUGGCCACUGGCUCUGUCACUCUAGGGACACUUUUCCCCUGGCCCUCGGGCUCCCGUGCUGUAAACUGGGGAGGUGGCGACUAAAGGCGCAGGGCAGACUCUCCCACUGCACUGUCGGAAGGAGGCGGGGGUAGGAGACCCGUUUUCACUGAUCACAUCAGCAAGUAUUUAGUGCCUAACCCGGGGCUGGGCACCAUGGUGAUCCACCCUGAUGGACAGAGCUGAACUAACCCCGGAGCAUCGCAGGAGCGGCCAGGACGCCUGGGAGAGAGCUGAGCCGGGCAGGGGCUCCGGCCACAGACCCCGGCCCAGGCUCCAGCACCCACGCUCCGUGCUAGUGAUGAAGGACUCGGUGUUACAUGACCGUCUGAACACGGGCCUUCUCGUCCAUACAGAGUGGAAACGUAGAAAGAUGACUUUUGAGCCCAAGUAGUGAGUUGGCUGAAGGGAGGAAAAGUCACACUCUUUUUUCCCAGAUGUCUUUCCAACAGCGUGAGCCCCUAGGGAGCCCGGGGGGAAGGGAGGUGCACGUGUCCAUUCCCUGGGUCCUCCACCUGCAACCCGAAGGCAGGGCUGGGGGUGUGUCGGGCGGGCUGGAGGGGUUGUGUCUGCGCUCCACCCCGUGGGCAGCGGGCAGCCCUGGUGCUGCUUAGCGGAGGGCUUGCUCUCCCGCGCACAGGGGCCGGCGGGUUCCGUCACACCAGGACUCAAGCCACAACUGAAUCUUGGCAUCCCUGUGACUGGCAGCGGGCCCCGCCCUGCCUGCCUGGGGAAGGGUCCUCUUGGUGGGAUGUGCCCCUCACCCGGGGACUGGGCUAUGUUUUCCAGUAGCUCUGAGCAAGGCCACGGUACCCACCCCCAGGGGACUGAGCAGCUGGGUUGCCCUGCACAACGUCCCUCUCACGUGCGCAUUUCUGGGCCUCUGUGGGACCCCGGAGAGCAACCGCACCACGCUGAACAGGGCAGCAAAGCUCAAAGGCAGCCAGCUUGUCCCUUCCCUGGAAGGAACGUGUCCUGGGACUCACCUAUCCUGAGAAAGGUGGCUUCCAAGGCCACCACUGUUCUGGCAAGGGCCAGAACCUUCUUCCAGGGCCACCACUGACUGUUAAGAGGCCUCUUCCCCCUCGGAAGGUGGAAAGGGCACUGCAGCUGGCGAUGCCCAUGCCCUUUGGCACCAUGGGGAUGGGUGAGAGGCUGGCGGGUGUGUUCCCAGGGAGCACGUGAGCUCAGGGCCACCCCAGCCGCCAGCCCAGCACAGCAGCACCGCUCCCCAGUGGAGGCGGGUGAUGGGACCCGCCGAAGGGUGAGGUGAGAGCCGUGUGCCCAGGGCCAACCUUCCCUCGAACGUGGCCACCAGCCGGCAAGUCGCCAAGGACCUGAGCCAUCAGUCAAGUGGCCUGUUCGCAUUCAGGCCAAGUCCCGGAGGACGGCUCUCUCUCGUGACGCCGUCCCUCUGGGAAAUGCUCUCCACCUCCUGCCCGCCAUGGCGAAGACCCUCGGCUCGCUCUGCGCCUGCCGCUGCUGAAGGGACACAGCAGGGCACGGCCCACGGGAGCUGCUGCUUGGGCAGCGUCACUGGCGGCAGCACCGGGCUCCCCGCCAAGGUGUCGGGGAGUGGAAAAGGCCGGACUUCGUCUCCUCUUUGCCUGCUGUUAGCCUAACCGCGAAAGUGUCUCUUUAUACAGAAUACUUACAGAUUCUAAUAUAUAUUUGUAUUUCAUUUUGUUAUAGUAUUUUUAUAUGUUAAAGUCAACAUCCAGUGUCUCCUUUUGAUUUUCAGAUGCUCUGUGGUUGUGACAUGCUCUGUUUGGGGUUUCUGUAAUCUCGUUUGGAUGGACUCUUGUAGAGACUGGUUUAGCACAGGCUCGUGAGGGAGCUACACCCGCCCUUUCCCUAGACGUAUGGUUUCAGGAUAUGUCGAUAUUGUCUGUUGUCUUCCAUGUGAACAUGACAUCGAUUCACUCAGA
Molecule: messenger RNA, 7792 nt
Organism: Microcebus murinus (gray mouse lemur)
Lineage: Eukaryota; Metazoa; Chordata; Mammalia; Primates; Cheirogaleidae
Gene: SLIT1
Product: slit guidance ligand 1
Biological process (GO): axon guidance; negative chemotaxis
Molecular function (GO): heparin binding; Roundabout binding; calcium ion binding
Source: RefSeq, a predicted model, not a curated record